CUGCUGCUGACGCUGGUGCUGGUGGCUGUCGUGGCCUUUCUGUGCGUCUACCUGGACGUGCCGUGGUACGCGCGGAUGACGUGGCAGUGGACGCAGAUGAAGCGGAGAGCUUGGCACGGCCGUCCCGAAGAGCAGGAGACCGUUCUGCAGUUUCAUGCAUUUGUUUCAUACAGCGAGCGCGAUGCAUUGUGGGUGAAGAACGAGCUGAUCCCAAACCUGGAGAAGGGGGAGGGCCGUGUACAACUGUGCCAGCACGAGAGAAACUUUAUCCCCGGCAAGAGCAUUGUGGAGAACAUCAUUAACUGCAUUGAGAAGAGCUACAAGUCGAUCUUCGUGUUGUCUCCCAACUUUGUGCAGAGUGAGUGGUGUCACUAUGAGCUGUACUUUGCCCAUCACAAAUUAUUCAGUGAGAAUUCCAACAGCUUAAUCCUCAUUUUACUGGAGCCGAUC
Molecule: messenger RNA, 450 nt
Organism: Egretta garzetta (little egret)
Lineage: Eukaryota; Metazoa; Chordata; Aves; Pelecaniformes; Ardeidae
Product: toll-like receptor 6
Exons: 1
Biological process (GO): toll-like receptor signaling pathway; immune response; inflammatory response
Cellular component (GO): membrane
Molecular function (GO): lipopeptide binding; Toll-like receptor 2 binding; transmembrane signaling receptor activity
Source: RefSeq, a predicted model, not a curated record